Molecule: messenger RNA, 3463 nt
Organism: Melozone crissalis (California towhee)
Lineage: Eukaryota; Metazoa; Chordata; Aves; Passeriformes; Passerellidae
Gene: STIM2
Product: stromal interaction molecule 2
Exons: 12
Coding region: 33-2234 (733 amino acids)
Biological process (GO): intracellular calcium ion homeostasis; activation of store-operated calcium channel activity; store-operated calcium entry
Cellular component (GO): plasma membrane; endoplasmic reticulum
Molecular function (GO): protein binding; calcium ion binding; calcium channel regulator activity
Source: RefSeq, a predicted model, not a curated record
CCUGCCUUCGCUCCGCGGCAGCGCCGGUACCGAUGAGCGGGCUCCGAGCGCCCGGCGUGUGGCCGGUGCCGACCUGCCUGCUCCUGCUGGGGCUGCUCCUGCCCGCCGCCGCCGCGGGCGCGGGGUGCGAGCUGGAGGCUGCGGACGGCGGCGGCGGCGGCCGGCGGGGAGGACGGUGCGGCGCGGCCGGCUCUGCGGCGGAGCCGGUGACAGAUCCCUGCAGUUCACUGAGCCCGCCAUGCUUUACUGAGGAGGACCGGUUCAGCCUGGAGGCGCUCCGCAUGAUCCAUAAGCAGAUGGAUGAUGACAAAGAUGGUGGAAUCGAGGUAGAUGAAAGUGAUGAGUUUCUAAGGGAAGAUAUGCAAUACAAGGAUGCCUCAAAUAAACAUAGUCACUUGCACAGAGAAGACAAGCAUAUCACCAUUGAGGAUCUGUGGAAACGCUGGAAAACAUCUGAAGUUCAUAACUGGACUCAAGAGGACACUCUUCAGUGGCUCUCAGAUUUUGUUGAAUUGCCCCAAUAUGAAAAGAAUUUUAGAGACAGCAAUGUCAAUGGAACAACACUUCCCAGGAUAGCAGUAAAUGAACAUGCUUUCAUGAUCUCUCACUUGAAAAUAAUUGACCGGAGUCACAGACAGAAGCUUCAGCUUAAAGCCUUGGAUGUUGUUUUGUUUGGACCUCUCACUCGUCCCCCUCACAACUGGAUGAAGGAUUUUAUAUUAACAGUUUCUAUAGUUAUUGGUUUUGGAGGCUGCUGGUUUGCAUAUACACAGAACAGAACCUCAAGAGAACAUAUCACAAAAAUGAUGAAGGACUUAGAAAGUCUCCAAACAGCAGAGCAAAGUCUUCUUGACUUGCAGGAAAGGCUUGAGAAGGCACAAGAAGAGAAUAGAAACGUUGCUGUUGAAAAGCAAAAUCUGGAGCGCAAAAUGAUGGAUGAGAUCAAUGAUGCAAAACGUGAAGCUCAUCGCCUCAGGGAAUUGAGAGAGGGAGCUGAAUGUGAGCUCAGCAGGCUCAAAUAUGCAGAGGAAGAGUUAGUACAGGUUCGUAUGGCUUUAAAAAAGGCUGAGAAGGAGUUUGAGUUGAGAAGUAAUUGGUCUGUUCCUGAAGCUUUGCAGAAGUGGCUUCAGUUAACACACGAAGUUGAAGUACAAUAUUACAAUAUCAAAAGACAGCAUGCAGAAAUGCAAUUAGCAAUUGCUAAAGAUGAGGCAGAAAAGAUAAAAAAGAAGAGAAGCACUGUAUUUGGAACACUACAUGUUGCACACAGCUCCUCCCUGGAUGAAGUGGACCAUAAAAUUCUUGAAGCAAAGAAAGCACUCUCUGAGUUGACGACGUGUUUGCGGGAGCGUCUUUAUCGAUGGCAGCAGAUUGAGAAGAUUUGUGGGUUUCAAAUCGCACACAAUUCUGGGCUACCAAGCUUGACCUCCUCUCUCUACUCUGAUCACAGCUGGGUAGUUAUGCCUCGAGUUUCCAUUCCUCCCUACCCCAUUGCAGGGGGAGUUGAUGACUUAGAUGAAGACACUCCUCCAAUAGUUUCACAGUUUCAUGGGUCCAUUGUAAAAGCUCCCAGCACUCUGGCAAGAAGCAGUAGCUUGUGUAGAUCAAGACGCAGUGUUGUGCCAUCAUCUCCACAGUCUCAGCACGCUCUGCACUCCCCUGACCCUGACAUCCUCUCUGUGUCGAGCUGCCCAGCUCUCUAUCGAACUGAAGAGGAGGAGGAAGCCAUUUACUUCUCUGCUGAUAAACAAUGGGAAGUACAGGAAACAGGUUCGGAAUGUGACUCCUUAAAUUCAUCCAUUGGAAGAAAACAGUCUCCUCCAGCAAGUCUUGAGAUGUACCAGACAAUUUCUCCUCAGAAAGUAUCACCAGAAGAAUUUUCACUGGAGGAAUCAUCUACGGGAGACUCCUCUUCUCUGACUGCAGAUGUUUCUAGGGGCUCUCCUGACUGCGUAGGCAUGGCAGAAACUAAGAGCAUGAUCUUUAGUCCUGCAAGCAAAGUUUAUAAUGGAAUCCUGGAGAAGUCUUGCAGCAUGAACCAGCUUUCAACUGGGAUCCCCGUCCCAAAGCCUCGUCACACCUCGUGCUCCUCGACCGGCAGUGACAGCAAACCCAGCCAUGAAGCUGCUUCUGUCCCCAGGAUAAGCAGCAUCCCACAGGACCUCUACCAGAAUGGUGAAAAAAAUAAAAAGCCAUCAAAAAUAAAAAACCUCUUUAAGAAGAAGUGUAAGUGAGGUGGGCAGAAGAGAACCUAUAGUAAUAUUAUGAGAACUCUGUUUUUUAAAUCUUUAGGAAUGUAAUUCCAUUUGAGCAUCCCAGAGUGGAUGCCCCAAUGGAAUACUCUGUAGGUCACCUAUAUUUAAUGACUGUACUGUCAACGGUUGUGCCAGCUGUCAAUGAGAAAUCAUUAAAACGUUCAGACAGUUUACAUCCAUUUCUGCCUAUUUAUUUCUUUAUUUUUUUAGGUUGUCUUUUUCAGCUUUUUUUUUUUUUUUUUACUUUGAUUUGUUGAACUUUUUAAAGUUUAUUCAUAAACCAUUUUUAAGCCGCUCUGGACUCCUAAGCUUUAAUGGACUAGUAAGCCUUCCUGGGCUUGCCAAAGUUUCUUGUUUACUGGAGCAUCUUCCUAUCUUUCCAUAGAAGUAGGACAUUUAUCUACUGGACUUUAAGGAAAAUAAAAGAAGUAGAACUAAAUGAAUUGCACUACUAUUUUACAGACUGGAACAGUCUCUGCAAGUGAAACUGAAAGACUUGUAUUUGACUGAGAAGAUGAAUCUUUUCACUUUUAGAUCUUUUGGGGUUUUUAAGUAAAAUUUAGCAUUUCUAAUUGACUUGAUUUCUGGAAAUGGAAAUGUCAUGCUUUUAUUAUGGGGAGCUUUGUUAGAUGCAUUUAUUAUUAGAAUGGUUCAAGUCCUGCUGUAAAGAUCAUUUUUUUCCCAGGACUUUCACUGUGAUUUUAAUUCACUGCAGGCUGUAUGAGAAACAAACAAAAAAAAAAAGAAAAAAAGAAAAAAAAAGAAAAUAAUAAAUUACCAAGAGAACAGGCUCUUGAUUCCUUAUGCAAGAUGGUUGUGAAACUUCACUGAAGACUGAAAAAAUUCACCUCUGAAAAUGAGGAGGGGGAAUAGUAGCUUUUGUUUACAGAUUGACAGACAAUGGACAUUUGGGUUGUGAAAGUUUGUACUGUGGUAAAGAUAAUAAAUUGGAAACAUUAUUGUGCUUGGGAAUGUUCCAAUUCUAGCUGAUGCUUGUUUCAGACAUGUUUCAGAGGUCCUGUUAAUUGGAAGCUGUCGUAGGCUACAUUGCUUAUGCUUAUUGCUGUGUAUAAGUUAUUAUAUUUUUUGAAUUAGCUAUUAUUGUCUUAAUGUCCUCCUUUUGUAAGAUUUCAUACACUUUAUUUUUGUAUAGUUUGAAGAUUUAGCUGUUCAGAGAUGUCUGAAGUAAAUGGUAUAAUUUUAUAAUG